AAAAACACAAAGAAGAAGAAGAAGAAGUCGCUUUAUAUGUUUUAUAUUAUUGAAUAUGCGAUAAGAAGCCAAUAACAACCACCGUGGAAUCUACCAUAAAGACUGAAUUUGUGCAGGUGUGGUGUUGAUCUUCGUGUCCUGUGAGCGCCAUGGCCUCCCAGAGAGUCCUCUCUCAGAGCAAAGAGUCUCUGCUGCAGAACUACAACAAGAGGCUGAAGGACGACAUCAAGUCCAUCAUGGACAACUUCACUGAAAUCAUCAAGACGGCCAAGAUAGAGGAGGAAACGCAGGUAUCCCGAGCAGCCCAAGCAGAGCAGGACCAUUACGAGAUGCACGUCAGAGCAGCCAACAUUGUUCGGGCUGGUGAAUCCCUCAUGAAACUGGUGUCGGAUCUGAAGCAGUUCCUGAUUCUGAACGACUUCCCCUCUGUCAACGACGCCAUUAGUCUUCAGAACCAGCAGCUACGCUCGCUACAGGAAGACUGUGACAAAAAGCUCAUGUCGCUCCGGGAUGAGAUCGCCGUUGACCUGUAUGAGCUAGAGGAAGAAUAUUACUCGUCCAGCUACUGUCAGUGGGACAGCACUGACUUGCCUCUGUGUGAGGCCUACCGCUGGCGGGACAGUUGGGCUUCCCCAGACAGCAGUGGCAGUACGACUCCGGGUGACCGAGAGGAACUUGAUGGACCGCCUUCACAGGAAGCAAACACGCAGCACCUCAACGGACAUGGGACUGCCUCCAUGGAGAAACCGUGACGGGAGAAGCAAGGACGCAGGACUAGAACACAGCACACUCAGCCCUGUUUAGACAUUUAUGAUUGGAUAGUUUUGUUUGCAUUACACCUUGCUAAGUAGCAUUAAAUCAGACUUGAAUUUAAAGCUGGAUUUUAUUUGAAGUGGACUGAACAAGAGCACCUGGAAACUUAGGAAUGAUAUCAGCCCUUAAACCUAACCUUCAAUAACAUUCCCCUUGUUUUAGAUUAAUUGUAAAAAUGGCAGUCACUCAGAAAAAUGCAUGCAACUUUCAAAGGUUUGUUUUUAAACACAUUUACACUGUAUUUAUUUUCCUUUCAUAUGCACUGAUCACAGUUGUAUAUACUCAGAUAAGUUGCAAAAUACUGCUUUUGUAAGACAUUUACACUCCCAAUAUCAAAUCAAAGCUGUUUUCUAUUUUUACAAUGAAAUGUAUUUCUGAAAAUCAUAAACCAAGCUUGAGCUAAAAGUUAAAAUGGACUGAUUUACAUGAGUAUCACUCUGUAUCUGUCACACUGGAUGAGUCUGAUAAAUUAUGCUGGUCAUCUGAGAUAUUUGGAUUUUUUUGUUGUUUUUUUUUUUUUUUACAUUAAACUGUAGGGAAACUGAUAAAGUAUUAAAUGCUUUCCACUACAUCUUAAUUGAUCAGUUAAGCUCAGAGCUGGUUAAGUAACAUCUUUCUGGUUCCAUAACUUUAAAGCACUUGUAAUUUCAUAAUUUAACACCCCUAGAUGAAAAUGCAAAUGGUUUUAAAAUAUUAGUUUCCACAGAAGAAGGUGUAUUAAGAGGGGGAAAAAGGUCUGAUG
This is a messenger RNA of Cololabis saira (Pacific saury), 1555 nucleotides long. It is a transcript of the gene med22, whose product is annotated as mediator complex subunit 22. Bases 150 to 752 code for a protein of 200 amino acids. Lineage: Eukaryota; Metazoa; Chordata; Actinopteri; Beloniformes; Belonidae. Gene Ontology annotation, molecular function: transcription coregulator activity. Gene Ontology annotation, cellular component: mediator complex. Gene Ontology annotation, biological process: regulation of transcription by RNA polymerase II. The transcript has 5 exons. The record is from RefSeq and is a predicted model, not a curated record.